CUUGACAAGCCGCAUGACGGCGUCGUCAUCCCCAGCUUCGGUGUCCACGUCGUCGUUCCCGUUGUCGUUAUCGUCGCCACCGUCAUCGCCGUAUCCAUUGUCGCUGUCCGGUCACACAAGCUUGGCUCACUCUUUCGCCAACCUGCAUAAUCAUCUUCUUCGUUACGUUCGUAUCACAGCUCACUUACUUGAGAUGGCUGCGAAGAGCAGAUGGUUUCUCUUGGCGGCUGCACUCCCCAUUGCGGCUAGCAUCGCUGUGGAGAAGAGAAAAAACACAGACGCAAUUCUGAAAAAGAUAGAGGCACUGGUGAGUGCCGACAGUGCGGAUGGAUCUUUGAUGAGUGCCGAGGUCGGUGCUCCGCCUGCCAAGAGGACCAUGGUGGGCACAGUGCUGCGGCACACCCAGGCAGCACCAGUGGACAUAAUGCUGAGCCACCAGAUCCGUAUGCUCAGCAGCUCGCGCAAGAACGUGGAGCAGGUGGCGGUCAUCAACGCAAAGGUACCCGGGGUGGACAAUGCUUUGGGCACGGCCCAUGACCCUGUGAUCGCGUCGCUGAAGCGCAGCUACGGGACCACGGGCUCCGUUGAGGUGCUAGACCUCGAGUCUAAUGUGACCCAGCAGCAGCAGCUGAUGCAAGCUGUUUUCUCAAUCCGCCAGGGCAGCACCGCUACCUUUGCGACGAAGUUCUUCAAGCAGAACCUCACGACUCCAGACAUGAAGCGCCAGAUGGCUUAUUUCACCGCGAUGAUGCAGUUCAUCGAUCUCUGCAUCAAGGCUGAGCAUGGUGUGGAGAUCUGCGCCAACAUGCAGGGAGAGUCCUUUCUGCACAGACAAGAUAAGAAGGGUUUGCUGGAACUGGCCAGCAAGCUGUUCGACGAUGACGACGAGGUGAUCGCCCUGCAGCCUCCGUCUUACUGCGAGUACACGCAAGCUCACCACAAGCCCUCUUGGGCGAAGAAGGACGCAUGGACCAACAGCAGCUUCACAAAGUGCAUCGCCAACGCGACCAAGGCCAAGCCAGAGGCCGGACUUGCGAACAUGCUUUUCCUUCGUGAGCGUCUGAUGGCUGCGCUGCCGCUGACCGUGAACGCGGACGACCUCAACGAGGGCUUCGACCACGCGUUUUUGGCGGGACUGUCGCGUGCUGGGGCGAUCAAGGGCAUGCAGUGUGGCCACUCGUUUGUCAUCAGGCCAGCCGGCGAGGAGGCCAAGUGCAAGGGCAAGACACCCAUGUUGUUCAAGGGCCACGCGCUCGCGCUCGGCAAGCAGACGGACUCCGAGGCCAGCCGGAGGAUGGGAUACGACCUCCUCUCCGGAGAGUACGUGUCCUUCAACCAGAGGGUGGUCCAGGGGGUCGAGGUGCUGGCGGACCGCAUGGAGAGGGGGAUGAUCCCUGGCCCGGCCGGCACCGUGGGAGACAGGUGCCUGGAGAUGUGCCCGUCCAGCGAGCGCAUCAAGGAGGGCAUGGCCUGGUGAGCGGCCGCGCGCGCCCGCGCAGGGUCAACCCGCGGGCGAGGUUCCCACCUCGGCCGCCCCACUUCGCGAGCUGGACGGCCCUCUUCCAGAGAGCACCGUUUUAAUCCAGCCCUGAGGCCUGCCCCGCCUUCGCCGGGCUGCUCCUGGGGACGACCUGUCGCCUCUCUGAGAAUAGGCAGCCCAGCACAGUUGCUGAGGAGGAUAAUAAUACACAUAAGUCUUAUACGAA
Molecule: messenger RNA, 1706 nt
Organism: Prorocentrum cordatum
Lineage: Eukaryota; Dinophyceae; Prorocentrales; Prorocentraceae
Source: the annotation of a GenBank genome assembly